This is a messenger RNA of Chlamydomonas reinhardtii, 2118 nucleotides long. RefSeq lists its product as uncharacterized. The record is from RefSeq and is a predicted model, not a curated record. The coding region runs from base 232 to 1302 and encodes 356 amino acids. The transcript has 9 exons. Lineage: Eukaryota; Viridiplantae; Chlorophyta; Chlorophyceae; Chlamydomonadales; Chlamydomonadaceae. Gene Ontology annotation, cellular component: nucleus; DNA replication factor C complex. Gene Ontology annotation, molecular function: DNA clamp loader activity; ATP hydrolysis activity; ATP binding. Gene Ontology annotation, biological process: DNA-templated DNA replication; DNA repair.
AGAGUUCUACUGUAUAGCCCCUCUACCACGCUGUAGUCGCGAAACACCGAGCUGAGCACCCGAAAACUCCGCAACGCUAAGGAAUUUGCAUUGGUGGUCUGAAAUGUCUUCAUCAUUCAUUCUUUUGUAGAUCUGGCCAAUUAAUUUCCUCUAAAGCAGAGGGCCUGAGCGCCGGGCCGAUUUUGCCGCGCAAAUUCUAGUCACCCCGACCCUCUAUCCUAGCAUAGCAGGAUGGCUCUUGCAGCUCAGGACAUGUCGGCCAUGGCCAAGAUGGACGAGGUAAUGGCCGUGCCGAGCAACCGGCUAAAGACAGACGGCACUGUGGACGGGCGGGACGCACCCUGGGUGGAGAAGUACCGACCAAAGAAGCUCGACGACGUGGCCGCGCACAAGGAGAUUAUCGACACGAUCAAGCGUCUGACGGUGGAGAACCGGCUGCCGCAUCUGCUGCUGUACGGGCCGCCCGGCACCGGCAAGACCUCCACCAUCCUGGCGGUAGCCCGCCAGAUCUACGGCAACAGCCUGGCCAACAUGACGCUGGAGCUCAACUCCUCGGACGAGCGCGGCAUCGGCGUGGUACGCCAGGAGAUCCAGGACUUUGCGUCCACGCGCAGCGUGUUCAGCAACAAGUUCAAGCUAAUUAUCCUGGACGAGUGUGACGCCAUGACGCAGGACGCACAGGCGGCGCUGCGGCGAGUGAUUGAGAAGUACACCCGUAACGCACGCUUCUGCCUCAUCUGCAACUACGUGUCAAAGAUCAUCCCCGCGCUGCAGUCCCGCUGCACCAAGUUCAGGUUCGCGCCUCUGAGCCCGCAAUUCGUGCGCGAGCGGUUGCAGUACGUGGCAGACAUCGAGAAGAUGAAGCUGGGCCCGGGCGGCCUGGAUGCGGUGGUGCAGCUGGGCAGUGGCGACAUGCGCCGCUCGCUCAACAUCCUGCAGUCCUGCCACAUGGCGUUUGACACGGUGGACCAGUCGGCGGUGUACACGUGCACCGGCAACCCCCUGCCCGCCGACAUCGAGCGGGUGCUCACGUGGCUGCUCAACGACCGCGUGGCGGAGGUGUUUGCCAACAUCCUGAAGCUGCAGGUGGACAAGGGCAUUGCACUGGUGGACAUUGUGCGCGAGCUGCACCCGUUUGUGAUGGCUCUAAGCAUCCCGGUGCCUGCCAAGGUGGCGCUGGUGGAGCGGCUGGCGGACGUGGAGCACCGCCUGGCCUUCAGCACCAGCGAGAAGCUGCAGCUGGGGGCGCUGGUGGCGGCCUUCGUGCGGGCGAGGGAGACCAUCGCGGCGGCAGCCAAGUGAUGAUGGGGAGGAGGAGGGGAAGGAGGAGGAGGAGGAGGCGUGAGGAGGAGGGGGGGGGGGGUGUUGCGCAUUGCAUGAGGGCGGAAGGGAACGGAGGUGCAGGGCUUGAGCUGCAGGGGGCUGGGUGUGGCCGUGUGGGGGUUGAAUUUAGCACGCUGGCUAUGUGUGAGUGCUGGACUCAUGCAUUUGGGCAUUCGAUGCAAUGGUUGAUCUAUGGUUGCACAGUGUCGCGUAUGACAGCGGGGGCUUGGCAGUCGACGUGGGAACGGGGCGCGGUAGCGGUGCGGGCGCCGGUUGCGGUUGUGCCCAGGGUUGUGCCAGAGGCCUCACGCGGGCCCUCACGGCGGGCCCUGUUAUAAGGCAGGAUGUGUGGCGGCUCGCAGUGAGCAGUGCAGUGUGCGUAAAUGGUGCCCAGGCGACUGCAAGGGCGCGAGGGGAAGGAUGCGCGUGCACCGGGGCCUCGCCGACCAGUCCGUUAGCGGGCAACGGCGAAAGGCUGUUCGUGCAACCGCCUUGCAACGCGCGCGAACGACGCACCAAUGCCUUGUCCCUUCUUGCUACGCAUUUAUGUGGGCACGGGUGGGAGCCACACACAUCGGGACUACGCUUUCCUGCCCCUUGCCAUGUUCCAUCACGAGCAACCGCCUUGCAACCUGCUUCUAGCGUUGUGUCGCCGACUUUGUGCUGAGGGCUGCACUGCAUAAGGACAGGCAACGCCAGCGCCCGCAAACCCUACGGCGCGCCCGAACUGCGGAUUCCGCGGAAUCGGUGGCGAUUCGGCCAAAUGAACAGUUGGGCGCGCAACACCCAUAGAAA